GAUCAGGUGGGAUGGAAACAUAACACAGCAAAAGGGAGAAAGCUUAAUCUGUUGCAUUUCUACCCCUAGCUUGUGAUGCUGCUUUGAGAGGCGCAAGAGGCCCCACCAGAGGGAGGAAAAAGCAGCGUUCACUUACUGUGAAGAUGCCUGGCACAGUUCUUGGAGUUGGGCCAGGAGUAUUUAUCUUAGCGCUGCUCUGGGUACUGACCUUGCUGCUCUGCAUGUUGUUAUCCAGAGCUUCUGGACUCGCUAGGUUCUCUGUCAUUGUGGUUUUCUUAGCUGCUGUGAUCAUCACUUUGGUUCUGUUGCUUUUCCCUCGUGCCAGCGAGUUGCCUGCACCGGCCUCAGAAAUUAAGAUUGUCGACACCUUCUUCAUCGGCCGCUUUGUCCUGCUGUCCCUUCUCUGUGUGGUUUUCCUUGGGUGCCUCUUCAUGGUUUUGGUUCACUAUGUACUGCAACCAGUGUAUGCCAAGCCCUUGAGAACUGCCUCCUAAGAAGACAGGCUGCCAAUUGCUGGUGCCACUUUGGCCUUGGGGAGCAAUACUUUCCUGUAACAAAAGGAAAGCAAACUUAAAUUGC
Molecule: messenger RNA, 579 nt
Organism: Lacerta agilis (Sand lizard)
Lineage: Eukaryota; Metazoa; Chordata; Lepidosauria; Squamata; Lacertidae
Gene: TMEM218
Product: transmembrane protein 218
Exons: 4
Coding region: 144-494 (116 amino acids)
Source: RefSeq, a predicted model, not a curated record